AUGGACGCCCGCCGGAGUCGGUCCUUCGGCGGAUGCGGUACGUGUCGGAACCGUCGUAUGAAAUGUGACGAGGGGAGGCCAACAUGUUCCAUGUGCGAGGCCUCUGGCCUUACGUGUAGUGGUUACGAGAAAAACAUCUUCUUUGACUUUGAAGAUAUUCCCAGCUCAGGCAUGGCGCGGUUCCGGCGCCCCUUGCUCACGGAAGAAGAGCGUGCGUCUAUGAGCGAGAAGCUCAUCUCGAGCAUCCCGCCGGCUCUGACUCUUUGGCACAUUGCGCAGAUUGAGGACGAAUGCGAAAGACUGCCGAUAUCUCAAAGCAUAGAGAUUAGCCGAGGCCCAUUUGGAGUAUUCAGAAUUCCUCAGUGCUCAAAGACGAUUCCUGAGGAGUUAUCCGACCCGAGUCCCGAGUCGGACUUUGCAGAGGUUGUGGAAGCUGUGCAGGGGGACCAAGGUGUCUUUGAAAACGACGCCGAGAACAUUGACGAAGAGUUUCUGGCCCCGCCUGAGGCUCCGCCUUUAAGAAGAACGCCAUCAUCGAUGGCAGGGCCGAGCUUAGAUCGUGUAGAUCUACGACCGUUAAGUCCUAUGAACGACUUCUGGAAUAUGAACGAGUGGUGGAACGUGGGCGACCUUCCAAGUAUAGGUAACUGGUGGGAUACACCGAUCGACUUGGAUCGCGUGCGAGACGUCUCCGAUGAGAUUCCUUUCCCGGGGCUUCAGCAGUCUCCUAGGUCAUUGAUGGCAUCACAGGAGACUGGUCUCAGCAACAUCUUCCCGGAGACGCAGCCCCAGCAAUUAGCAACACCCGAAAGCAACUCUAUCCCACCUACCAUAGACUGCGCAGUCCCUCAUGAUGCCGUCUUUCUUCUCAAACACUACUCUACAACCGUCCUCCGUGGCUUCACUCCGUUCCGUCAUAGCAAAACCCCCUGGCAUGUUCUUUUCAUCCCGUACGUCAAAAGCUGCCUGGCCGCUCUCACCCUCGGCGAGGAAAUGGACCACGCCAGCUUGACCGCAUUCUUCGGCACGCUCGCCAUCAGCGCAUCCAGCCUCGGCGGCAUCACCGGCUCUCGCAAGUGGUCCGAACAAGCCAAGAGCUACAAGCAGCGAGCUCGACAUCACGUUCGUCUCAUGCUCCAAACGGCUUACGACGUGCCAAAGACGGCAAAGUACAAGUCUAUCCUUAUUGCGAUCCUGACCAUGGUCCAGAUCUCGAGCGUGUCGGGGAACCGAGAUCAGGCGGAGUGCUACCUGCUGGAGGCCGAGAAAUUCGUUCGCGUCAAGGGACUCAACCGCAAGAAGUCGCGCAAGGUCCGUCUUCUCCACCACUGCUAUGUUUUCGAGCGCCUCUUGCACGAAAGCACAUACUCGGGGAGCGUCCAGUCUGAGCAUCGCAAACACGUGCGCAAGGCCAUCGAAGCUAGCAACGCCAUUUCUUACAGCCUGGACAGCCUGUCUUUCCGACUGGCAGACUGGGAGAACCUGGAUCAGGACAUGAAGAAGGUCAAGGAUCAGCAAGAAGGCGAGAACGAUUUGCACCUACAGAUACCCGGUAUCUGGGCUGCCACUCUGUACCCGGAGAUAUUCGGCAUCCCAGAGAUCCACGUCUUCAUGCUCUCCGUGGUCAUCCGUCUCGGACGAGCCAAAGACGAGGGGACGUAUUCCGGCGGAGCCGGGCUCAAGGAGUUCAUGAGCCGGGCCAAGGCCGUGGAGAGGUGCAUUCACCAACUCAAGCGGAAGCCGGGGUACGUCGUGGCGGACGCGCCGAUCACGGACCCGGAGCUGCGGCACUGCCAGCAGCUGCUGGACAACCUCGCGCAGGCGAUGCAGCUCGCGCUGGCCAUUUAUUUCUAUCGGAGGAUAUACGACGUGGAGGCGGAGAUGCUGCAGGACAAGGUGGUCGGGGUCCGGGACUGUCUGCUGCGUUUCGAGGCGACGGAGUCGGAGAUGGGGUACGGCUCGGCCAGGCUGGUGUGGCCUGCGUUCAUAGCGGCGAGCGAGGCCGAGGAUCCGGAGGUACGGAUGUCGUUUAGUCAGUGGUUCAAGGACUGGGCGCGGCGGAGCGGUCUUCGGAUAUUCAGCGACUCUCUGGCGGAUAUCGAGAGGCGUUGGGAGGUGAAGCGAGGAUCGGAGGCGGCCAAGAUCGCUGUGACUGGCGCAGGCUCAGGCAUGGGCCUCUCUACCGCCCAGCUCCUGGCUACGCGCGGCGCAAAGCUGUCACUGGCCGACAUCAACGAGGAAUCUUUGAAAGAAGCAAUCAAGACUUUGGCAGACAGUGAUAGCCACAUUUAUGAGGUCGUCGAUGUCAGAGACGGCGGGGCGGUUGACAAGUGGAUUCAAAACACUGUCCAGAAAUACGGCAAGCUCGAUGGCGCGGUGAACAUGGCCGGGGUCAUCACCCAUGCCACGCCCGUCGCAGAGCUCUCAGACAAGGACUGGGACUUCGUCUUCGCGGUGAACGCCAAAGGUGUCUUCAACUGCCUGAGAUCUCAGAUCAAGGCAAUGUCCGCGGGCGCGAGUAUUGUAUCUGCGGCAAGUGUCUUCGGGCAAUUUGGCGCCCCGGGUAACGCCGCAUACUGCGCCAGCAAAGCGGCAGUCAUCGGGUUAUCGAGGACAGCUGCUAAAGAGAACCAGAACAUCCGCGUCAACUGCGUCUCUCCUGGAUCCGUCAACACUCCAUUGUCAAGAGGAGAGAAUCCGGAAGAUGUCAAGCGUGGUUUGCAAGUGACUGCACAGAAAAGAAGAGCGGAGCCAAUUGAGAUCGCCCAGGUCAUUGCGUUCUUGCUUAGCGAUGAGGCCUCUUUCGUGACGGGGGCCGUAUAUAACGUCGACGGUGGUUGGGUUUGUUAG
This is a messenger RNA of Colletotrichum karsti, 2850 nucleotides long. RefSeq lists its product as uncharacterized. Bases 1 to 2850 code for a protein of 949 amino acids. The transcript has 5 exons. Gene Ontology annotation, molecular function: zinc ion binding; oxidoreductase activity; DNA-binding transcription factor activity, RNA polymerase II-specific. Lineage: Eukaryota; Fungi; Ascomycota; Sordariomycetes; Glomerellales; Glomerellaceae. Gene Ontology annotation, biological process: regulation of DNA-templated transcription. The record is from RefSeq and is a predicted model, not a curated record.